ACAAGAGAUGCCUGGGAUUGUGUUUGUGAUUUUGAAUUGAUUGUUCUCACUUAAAUCCCUACUAAAUUAUGUCCGUAAUAAUCUAACGAGCAUAUGAUUUUACUGGACGCGCGUUCAGUAAAAUAAGAGUUUGCAUAAAACCAUAGUCAGAAUGGUCGGAAAAACUGUAGUGUCUCCUGAACAAAUGGAGAUACUAGUAUCGUUUAUGGAGGAGAACAAGGACUUUGGUAGAGGGCAUGUCUUCGGCAAGGGGCCGCUUGCAAAGCAGAUGAUGGCCGCGAAGUGGGCCAAGCUGGCCACAAGGCUCAACAGCGUCACUGGUGCUAACAAAUCUGCGAGGAAGUGGAGAGAGUAUUGGAAUGACAAGAAGUACUCAGUUAGAAAGAAAUCUCUAUCAAUAUCAGGUGGGACCUGCAAGAAGUCACUGGAUGAGAUGGAAGCCAGGAUACUGAAUGUUGUGGGCAAGGUUGCUGUCUUCUCUGAGGAGUCUGUGCGGAUACCAAAUCCAUUUGAUGAUGAGACAGCAGUGGAUGGCGAAAUGCCCCCUGACCCUGCUGGCUUUAACGGUGUUAAUCCAGAUGGUUCAACGCACCCAACCACAGCAGUUCCUUUAAAAAGACGUCGCUACAUACGAACUCGCAGAGGUUUAGUAGCACCGGACUGGGCGGUGCAGAUAGAAGCAAAGAGAGUGAGAGCAGAGGAACGCUCAGCGGCCGCCUUCGAAGCCCUGGCCACCUCAGCCACGGGCCUCAGCGAAAACCUCGCGGGCAUACGGCACGAGCUCGCACAAAUACGGACACUGCUGGAAACUAGACCCAACAAUAACUACUGACUUGUGGAAUAAUAAGUGAUAGUGAAUAGUGUUUAUUGUCAAAUGGUUCUGACAACAUUCCUAGCGCAGCGGUGAAAGCUGUGGCUUUAAGUGUGAGGUCCUGGACUCGAUCCCCGGCCGAGGUAAUUUGGGAAUUUAUAAUUUCUGAACUCCCGGAGCCUUCAGCGAGGCUUCAGCUGUGGCUAGUUAUCACCCUAGCGACAAAGACGUGCCGUUAAGCGAUU
Messenger RNA from Pararge aegeria (speckled wood butterfly), 1056 nucleotides. RefSeq lists its product as uncharacterized. Bases 152 to 832 code for a protein of 226 amino acids. NCBI's taxonomy places the organism in Eukaryota, Metazoa, Arthropoda, Insecta, Lepidoptera, Nymphalidae. The record is from RefSeq and is a predicted model, not a curated record. The transcript has 4 exons.